AUGGCACCUCCCGCUGCAAUGAUCCCUACUGCCGCCGCCGCCGCCGCCGCCGCCACCGCUGCCAUCGCAGGUCAGAUGCCUGGGACCACACCGACCAUUCCUGGAAUGUUCCCAAACAUGUUUCCUAUGGAACUAGGACAGUUUGGAGCUCUCCCUGUUAUGCCAGUUCAAGCGAUGACAGAGCAGGCUACUAGACAUGCUCGACGAGUCUACGUAGGUGGACUUACUCCCACUGCCAAUGAACAGUCCGUGGCAACCUUCUUUAGUCAUGUUAUGUCUGCAAUAGGAGGAAACACUGCCGGUCCAGGAGACGCCGUUGUGAAUGUUUAUAUUAACCAUGAGAAGAAAUUUGCUUUUGUGGAGAUGAGAUCUGUUGAAGAGGCUAGCGUUCUGUAUCUAUUCUUAAUGCUGACAUAUUGCUCUCUUAAGAUGCACUCUAUUUCAUUAGCACCAGUUUCCCAAAAUGCCCCUGCAUACAAUUUCGUGCUGGGAGCACCUGUAAAAGUCAGAAGACCUAGUGAUUACAACCACUCACUGGCUGCUACUCUUGGCCCGAGUCAACCUAUUCCAAAUUUGAACCUUGCAGCUGUUGGAUUAACACCAGGUUCUGCUGGCGGCCUUGAGGGCCCUGACCGUAUUUUUGUGGGCGGUUUACCGUAUUAUUUCACGGAAGCACAGAUCAGGGAGUUGCUGGAGUCUUUUGGUCCAUUGCGACGUUUUGAUCUGGUGAAAGAUAGAGAAACAGGAAACUCCAAAGGCUAUGCAUUUUGCGUUUAUCAGGAUUUAUCAGUUACGGAUAUCGCUUGUGCAGCUCUUAAUGGUAUUAAAAUGGGUGACAAAACUCUUACAGUUAAGCGAGCUAACCAGGGUACGACUCAACCUAAACCUGAGCAAGAGAGUGUGUUAUUGCAUGCUCAGCAACAAAUAGCAUUGCAGAGAUUCAUAUUACAACAACCUGGUGCUCCAGCCACAAAGGUUUUGUGCCUAACAGAAGUGGUUAACCCGGAUGAGCUCAGGGAUGAUGAAGAUUACGAGGACAUAUUAGAAGACAUGAGAACAGAAUGUGGGAAAUUUGGUACUUUGACGAAUGUGGUCAUUCCACGCCCAAGUCCCAAUGGCGAACCAACACCAGGUUUAGGAAAGGUUUUCUUGGAGUAUGUCAAUGUUGAAAGCGCUACAAAAGCACGGCAGGGACUGAAUGGAAGGAAGUUUGGUGGAAAUCAAGUUGUGGCGGUCUUUUAUCUGGAGAAUAAGUUCUCUGAAGGAGAUUAUGAUGGCUAG
Messenger RNA from Fraxinus pennsylvanica, 1281 nucleotides. Lineage: Eukaryota; Viridiplantae; Streptophyta; Magnoliopsida; Lamiales; Oleaceae. The record is from the annotation of a GenBank genome assembly.